This is a messenger RNA of Penicillium vulpinum, 4422 nucleotides long. RefSeq lists its product as uncharacterized. Lineage: Eukaryota; Fungi; Ascomycota; Eurotiomycetes; Eurotiales; Aspergillaceae. The transcript is spliced from 10 exons. Gene Ontology annotation, molecular function: nucleic acid binding; ATP binding. The record is from RefSeq and is a predicted model, not a curated record. Bases 1 to 4422 code for a protein of 1473 amino acids.
AUGCCUCCUCCCCGUCCAAGAGUAGUAGAACCGGUAUCAUCGACCAGAGACUCAUCGAAGGCUCCCAACAGCUGCCAUUCAGCAGCUCAUCUCCCCCGGAAGCUUUUCAAUGGCCCGGCAUCAUCCCCUCAAGAUCGGGACACUGAAUUGGAUGCUUUUGACCUGGAACUACUAGCAUCAGAAGAUAGAGAGGAGCCAAUUCAAGAUUCAGGAUUUGGAGUUCCAAGAUCUACGCCGUUUCAAGCGUCUCAUCAGCCUGAUCUAAAGCCACCACAAUUCUCUCGUUUUUUCCAACCGAGCUCGAGUACCGUUUCUUCUCACUGGAAUGCGCCUAGUUCAUCGGACUCUGUAUUGGGGCCUCCAUCCAGCCCAUUGGCCUUGUUCCAGCAGAAGAAAGAUGGCAUACGGAUGGGACAGCGCAGCCUCGAGAUAAACCGUGGUCCAUACCAUGAUGAGACUAGUCAGUCAUCACCUCAGGAAUCGAUCGCCCAGGCAAGCUCUGAGGCGUUGACUGGCAACAGACAACGCCAAAACCCAUUCCUUAAUAUACCACCCUCUGUGCGGGGAAUCGUUCUUAUAUCAGUGAAUGACAUAUCAGAGAGUUAUCGCUCGAUUUUUCCCUUUCCACUUCUAAAUGCAAUUCAAUCCAAAUCUUUUCACCCCGUUUACAAUAGCAAUGACAACAUCGUCCUGUCUGCACCAACCGGCAGCGGUAAAACGGUGGUUAUGGAAUUGGCCAUCUGCAGACUCCUGAACACUCUCAAAGACGAACGAUUCAAAGUCGUCUACCAAGCACCCACCAAGUCCCUCUGCAGCGAGCGCUUCCGGGAUUGGCAUACCAAGUUCGCCAGCUUGAAUCUCAAGUGCGCAGAACUGACUGGAGACACGGACCACAUGCAGCUGCGCAACGUCCAGAGUAGCCAGAUUAUCAUCACGACACCCGAGAAGUGGGAUAGUAUGACUCGGAAGUGGAAAGAUCAUAUGAAGCUGAUGCAGCUCGUGAAGCUCUUUCUCAUUGACGAGGUGCAUAUUCUGAAGGAGACGCGAGGAGCUACACUUGAGGCUGUGGUUUCGCGUAUGAAGAACAUCGGAUCGAAUGUGAGAUUUGUGGCGCUGAGUGCUACUGUCCCCAACUCCGAGGACAUUGCGACCUGGCUUGGGAAGGAUGCGACAAACCAGCAUAUUCCUGCGCAUCGGGAGCAUUUCGGCGAGGAGUUUCGUCCUGUUGCCUUGAAGAAGGUUGUCUAUGGGUAUCCGUCUAGCUUGAAUGACUUUGCAUUUGAUAAAGUCUGCGGUUCAAAGUUACCCGAGGUGAUCGGAAUGCAUUCAUGCCAGAAGCCCAUCAUGAUAUUCUGUUGCACACGGAACUCAUCACUCGCUACGGCAAAAGAAUUGGCUCGGCUUUUUACAUUGACGAACCCACCCGCCAGGCUUUGGAAAGAACCUAAGAAGCGCCUCGAAGCUCAUAACGAGGACCUCAAGACAACUCUCGCUGCUGGUGUAGCAUUCCACCAUGCUGGGUUAGGUCCUGCUGAUCGCCACACUGUUGAGGCGGGAUUCAGGGAAGGCAAUAUAAGCAUCAUAUGUUGCACCUCGACACUUGCGGUUGGUGUCAACCUGCCUUGUCACCUCGUGAUAAUAAAAAAUACUGUCAGUUGGCAAGAUGGAGGGUGCAAACAGUACUCUGAUUUAGAGGUGAUGCAAAUGCUCGGCCGCGCGGGCCGGCCUCAAUUCGAUGAGAGUGCGACAGCGGUCAUUCUGACUAGGAAAGAACGUGUAGCACACUACGAGAAGCUUGUUCAGGGGUCUGAGAGCCUGGAGAGUUGUCUGCACUUAAAUCUUAUUAACCACCUCAAUGCUGAGAUUGGAUUGGGAAACAUUUCGGAUGUCGAGUCAGCUAUAAAGUGGCUGGCUGGAACAUUUCUGUUUGUCAGACUCCGUCGGAAUCCCACCCAUUAUAACCUCAGAGAAAAUGCAAACCAAGAAGAUGAGGACGAGUUGCUUCGCCAGAUCUGUGAGAAGGAUAUCGAUCUUCUUCGAAAAUGCGGUCUGGUUGAACCUGAGAGCCUUCGUUCGACCCAGUUUGGCGAUGCCAUGGCCCGGUACUACAUACAGUUCGAGACGAUGAAAGUUCUGUUGUCGCUGAAGCCAAAGGCAUCCGUGUCUGAGACUCUCAACGUGAUCGCGCAAGCGGAAGAAUUCCGUGAGAUCCGCCUCAAAGCCGGCGAGAAAUUGCUCUACCGAGAGAUCAAUCGCGACCCAGGGAUUCGUUUCCCGAUAAAAGUCGACCUAGCACUCCCAGCCCACAAGAUCUCACUCCUCCUUCAAUCCGAGCUAGGCGCAAUCGAGUAUCCCGAUAACGAGCAAUUGCAAAAACACAAAUUCACCUUUCAGCAAGACAAAGGCCUAGUAUUCACGCAUGUAAACCGACUAAUUCGCUGCUUGAUCGACUGUCAAAUUGCCGGCGGCGACUCAAUCGCGACCUGCAAUGCCCUUGAACUUGCUCGGAGCUUCGGAGCAAAAGUCUGGGACCAUUCGCCUCUCCAAAUGAAGCAGAUCGAGCAAGUGGGUGUUGUUGCAGUUCGGAAGUUGGCUGCUGCUGGGAUUACCAGUAUUGAAGGGCUAGAAUGGGCGGAGGCUCAUCAGAUUGAGAUGGUUCUCAGCAAGAACCCGCCUUUCGGGUCAAAGUUGCUCUCAAGAUUGAAGGAUUUUCCGAAACUGAGGGUUUCUGUGAACAUGCUUGGAAGGGAAGUGAAAAUUGACUGUGUCAAGAUCCGGUUCAAGGUUGAAGUCGCAUUCAUGAACGACAAGAUCCCGACAUUCUUCCAACGUCGCCCGGUUUAUGUGUGUUGCUUGAUAGAGAGGUCUGAUGGCUACAUGAUUGACUUUAGACGCACAAGUGCGAGCAGGCUCCAGGAGAAAUUGGAGAUUAAUCUCACAGCGGACUUGACAAAUGUGGAUCAUGUUAUUGUGUGCCAUGUUAUGUGCGAUGAAAUCGCGGGGACAGCGAGACAAGCUGAGCUCAGACCCAAUCUGCCGUCUCAUCUCUUUGCUACUGUGCGAGAUAAGAAUGCCAAUAUCCAACAGAUUGAGCCCUCGAACCUACCAGUUCGUCACAUCAAGGGAAACUUGAAUCACAAAGUAACUAGUAUCAAGGUCAAGCCUCAACGGGAGAGAGAUAAUUUUGAGGGCAAUGAACUACAGCGCGAUUAUUUCCUUGUUACGAAUGAACGCCGUGGCAAAGAAACGGAAUCUACAGUCACACAACAACCUCGACUUUCCGAUGACUUUGAGGAUCUAGAUUGGUUUUCAAUUGAUGAAAGUCCACCGACUCCAGUCAAGAAAGUGACAAAGGCCACAAGUCCCCGAGAAGAUGACUGGGCAGUGAAUUUGGAUGAGCCAGAGGAUGAGUUUGAGCCCGUCAGACUUGCAAAUGGCAAAUGGGCUUGCAAUCACAAAUGCAAAGACAAAACAAGCUGCAAACAUUUCUGCUGCCGCGAGGGCUUAGAAAAGCCCCCGAAGCCCCCAAAGCGGACCAUCCCCGCGCCUCAAAAGGAAGCUGGUCUCAAUCAACUGACAAUCUCCGCCAGCAUCACAAAAGCGACUCCAACCAAAAAUUCAAGUUUGGGAAAUCAAGUGAUCAAACAACGAAUCGCAAAACCCAAGAAUGACGAUCAUGUUUCAAAAGUCAAAGUGUCGACCUUGCAAGCUGAAAAGAAGAGCACAAGUGGGGAGAAGUCUGUGCUUUUGGGGAGGGACAAGAAUAUUCCUUCAUAUAAGAGAACGCGGGAAAACAGUUCGGCGAAACCCCUCUCGAGUGAUUAUGGCGAUGAAAACUUUGAUCUCCCCUCGCCAUCACGUCUUCUCGGAAAUAGAGGAUCGGGGUUUGCAGCAUCAAUUUCUCCGGUGGUGCAUGAUGACCCGGUGAAGAAUAUCGCACAUGUUCCGGGUAUUAAAAGAAAACAUAGAGACCCCAACCCGCCUGCCUCAGGGUUACAGCUCCCUCAAAAAGACCAAACCAAGCUACCAAACUCCAAAACCCAACACGAGAUAAUCGAGAUCCCGGAUGACACACCACCGGAUUCAACGGAAUUGCCGAUAGCAGCAAACAAAGACUCUCUUGUCAAGCAGAACACAUUGUCUCUCGCAACAAGAACAGACCAGUUCUCCAACCCGAAACGAAAGGCGAGGGAAGACGAUCAAAAGGAAGAGCAGAAAAAACGGGUGAGGCAGGGACCCUUGGUUUCAGAUUUUCAGGUUCUCGCUUCAAAUUCUUUGAACAAUGAACAAACACUGAGUCCUGGGCAACCUGCAUCUCCUAUUUCGCCUGUGGUUGGCAGUCGGAUGGAUUUGACUCCAGGAUGGGACGACAAUGGUAUCGAUCUGCUUGAUGAGUUCAAGGAUAUUAUUCGAUUUAUUUAG